Oncorhynchus gorbuscha (pink salmon) is the source of this 2726-nucleotide messenger RNA. RefSeq names its product aldehyde dehydrogenase 3 family, member B2 (gene aldh3b4). The transcript has 11 exons. The record is from RefSeq and is a predicted model, not a curated record. The coding region runs from base 491 to 2065 and encodes 524 amino acids. Gene Ontology annotation, biological process: aldehyde metabolic process. Gene Ontology annotation, cellular component: cytoplasm. Lineage: Eukaryota; Metazoa; Chordata; Actinopteri; Salmoniformes; Salmonidae. Gene Ontology annotation, molecular function: aldehyde dehydrogenase (NAD+) activity.
CCAGAUCGUUUCCUUGCUAUCAGGGAUCCUUGGGACGCCCCUACCCCGUUGAAAUUUAAAAUGGUUAACCUGGUUGGAGGAUUUCAGAUGUCCUGCUUAUUCCCUCCUGAUUCCGGGAAUACUCCAGGGGAUAUAUUGAAAUUAGCGGAAUUUUGUAACCCUGGUUAUGGUUUAGGGUGGGGGACAGCCCAAUGAUUCCAGAUAGCACUUAACCCUCCCUUACCUAGGCUAUAGCGACGUAUGUCAGUCGACUCAAGUUUGGGUCAGGUGAGCCUGAAUUUCAAUGCUUCCCCUUCAUACACUUUUUUAAAAGUAGUUUAACGAUCAUUGCAUAUCUAAAACCAUGAGGACUCCUCCAACGCGCUGGUUCAAAGCAUUGCGGAGGUAAAUUGGCUACAUUAAAACUGGUCAGACGCAUCGCAGAUCGCUGUCUAAAUUUACUUGAAUCACUUUGGUAGUAACACGCAUUGUUUUAUUGAUUUCAAACCUAAUGUAUAUUGUUAAACUGUGUUCAUCUUUGAGAUCAAUAUUACUUAUCUUUCAGAAAGUUCGUGUGACAGGCUACUGCGCACGCCCGAAGACAUGUCAGAAGACUCAAGUUUGGGUCAGGAACAGGCUGGAGGAGCCCUGCAUGAAGACCCGUCUUUUAGAGUGUAUGGAGCUGCUGAAAAGGGCCAGAGCUGCCUUCCAAGCUGGCCGCACAUUUGACGAGAGCUUCAGACAGGUCCAACUGGAAGCCCUAGUGCGCAUGCUGGUGGAACACGAGUGUGACUUUGUGGAUGCACUUGGGAGGGACCUCCAUAAGCCGCGGUUUGAGACGGUAGUGUCUGAACUGAUACUGGUGAAGAACGAGGCUCUUCAUGCCAUCAACAACCUCAAGAAGUGGAUGGAGCCGCAACCAGUGGAGAGGAACCUGACCACCACGUUGGAUGAGUGCCUGGUGGUGUGUGAGCCACUGGGGGUGGUGCUGAUUGUGGGGGCCUGGUGUAGCCCUGUUCAGCUCUGUCUGGUACCCCUGGUUGGGGCCAUUGCCGCAGGGAACUGUGUGAUCAUCAACCCCUCAGAAUGUAGUUCUCACACAUCGGAGCUGCUACACCACCUCAUACCGUCAUACCUGGACAAUGAGUGUUACCAUGUGACCCUUGCAGGGGUGAAUGACCUGGCUGAAAUAGUGGACCUCAAAUUUGAUCAUGUCUUCUUCACAGGAAACCGUGAGCACGGGGGUAGAGUGGCACAGGCAGCAGCCCGCACCCUCACACCCGUCACCCUGGUCUUGGGCGGUGGUAAGAACCCCUGCUACGUGGACCAGCAGUGUGACAUCCCCACCACGGCACGACGCAUCACCUGGGCCCGCUUCCAUAAUGCUGGGCAGAGUAUGGUAGCACCUGACUACGUCCUGUGCCAUGCCGAGGCCAAAGCACAGCUGCUCCAAGCCUUGCGCUGCUGCCUCCUGCAGUUCUAUGGUUCAGACCCCCAGGAGUCCAGGAGCUUUGGCCGCAUCGUGAACCUGGAGAACGUACACCGCACCACGGACCUGCUGCGGAGGUCUGGCAAGGUGGCUGUAGGAGGCCAAGUGAAUGAAGCAGAUAAAUACAUUGCACCAACCAUUCUGUGCGAUGUGAUAGACUCGGACCCUAUCAUGCAGCAGGAGGUUUUCGGACCCGUUCUGCCCAUUCUGACCGUCAACAGCAUAGAUGAGGCAAUCUCCUUCAUCAGUCGUCGAGAGAAGCCUCUCUGUGUGUACGCUUACUCUAGCAACAGCAAGGUAAUCUCAAGGCUAAUGAGUGAGACCUCAAGUGGGAGCUUCUGCUCCAAUGACAGUGUCCUGCAGAGCCUGAUGGUGGUCCUGCCUUUUGGGGGAGUAGGUGCCAGUGGGAUGGGUUCCUACCAUGGGCGCUACAGCUUUGACACCUUCUCGCACCGGAAAUCAUGCCUGCUCAGAAACAGUUGCAUCGAGUGUGUCACCUACCUGCGCUACCCACCAUAUGAGGAGCGCAAUCUGUCACUUAUGACCUGGGCAAGUAGCCUUUCCCAGAAGAGCCAGGGCUGGUGCCAGAUACUGUGACUGUGUGUGAGUUGGAAGACUGAGACCUUUUUACAACACUAAGCCGGGCUGAGCUCUACUGUACUGGCUUGAUUACACAUCCACCAUAGUUAUUGAAGCCAUGCUGUAAAUCCCAGUGUGAAGAUGAUAUCUGAACCUACAGUACAUUGAGGACCAGUUGUGAUAGUUCUCCAAUAUGACAAUAUAUUCAGCACAUUACAUUUCUGAUGUAGAACAUGAUGCUAAGGAAGUGACUAUGAUCAGCAAGUUUAUUUACUGCAGCAUGGCAUGAUAGCCCAUCAGUAUAAAUAUUGUAUCCAUGAUAUUUAUUAAACUAUUCGUCCAGUGUUCUCUGAAAUACUUUAUAAAGAAGCUUCUUGUGAUCCAACCUGUGACAUUUAAUUACAACAAUGUACAUUGUGUGCUUCCAACACAGGAUUAUAAUUCUUCAUUUGGUAUUAUCCUAGUAUCACAGGUUAUUGUUGUAGCAGUUUUUCCAAAUUUCAUUAAAAGCAAUGUGCCACUCAGUAUGUUAAGGUUUAGCCUCUAGCAAAGUCAAACUUGAUUCAAGUCUUUAUUUGAAAUUUAGGGGCAGUGCCAUUACGAGAUAUUCAAGCGUAUACCAUCAAUCUGUCGUUUACAUAUGCCAAUGAUGAUCCUUAAACAGAAUAAAUGUUGUUUC